Molecule: messenger RNA, 312 nt
Organism: Caenorhabditis remanei
Lineage: Eukaryota; Metazoa; Nematoda; Chromadorea; Rhabditida; Rhabditidae
Exons: 3
Coding region: 1-312 (103 amino acids)
Source: RefSeq, a predicted model, not a curated record
AUGGCAAGCAACAACAAUGAAUUCAUCAUUGAAAUGGCUGAACUCUUUCGACAGAACCAUCCGUCUUCAGCUAAUGGUGAAAAGCAUCUAAACCAUCAACUAACUGAAAAUGACGCUAAAGAAUUCACUCUUCUUGAAAAAUGUGUUUUCAUUAUUUUUGGAGUUUUCAUCGGCGCCUUGCUAGCGUUGAUAUCCAAAAUUGUCUAUUUGGUGUUACCAGAGGUGGUGGAUGUGAUGCAAUUCACGGGCUCUGACUAUACUUUGCCGGUGGUACAGGCCAGUUACAAUCUGCCGCAGAACAAUCUCGGUUGA